AUGGCGCCAAGGAAGAUGGACUCUGUGGUGCCGCCCCUCUCCGAGUUCCCCAGCCCCACCGCCGCCCGCACCAGGAUGGCGGUGCCGGCGUACGAGAUCAUGUUCGGCAAGCUCCAGCUUCGCAGCCUGUUCGACGACUACUUCCAUCAGCCAGGCAGCGUCAACGCCGGCAUCAUCUUGAAGACGCCGGAGGAUCCUACUGUUCAACUCAGCGCCGCCAUGUCUCCAGCUGGUGGAGAGGCCAUGUUUCGGUGGCAAAGGGAUUUGGAUAAUCCCAACACAUAUGUGGACCUGCUCGCGUCAACCGCAAAACCUAUGUUGCAGGUGAAAUCAUGUGCUUACUAUCCAAAGUAUGGCAUUGGCGCUUUCGGAACAUUCCCUUUGCUUAUGGCAAACAGGGGGCAGGGUAAAGAAGAUUACGGUAUCAUGGGUGUAAGAUAUGGUUCGAAGAAUCUGUCGGUUGGAGCAUCCUUCCUGCCAUUUGCUGUAUCUGGUGAGGUACCCUAUGGUGCAUGGCUGGUUACGAGGAAAGGAAGAUUAAGUGCAGGGGUACAUUACAAGCCACUUGGUCCAGCAGGUGAAAGCGAGAACACUGCACCUUUUAAUGACUUGAAAAACUGGAACUGUGCAAUCAGUUAUGGCACAGGGUCAACUAGCCUACUCAGCCCUUCAUACAUUUUUGCUCUAGAGCUUCUUCGAAGUACACAGCUGGUUGCAUCAUUCUAUAGGCGCCAUGUUAUCGACACAAAGGAAAUAAAUAAAGGUGUUCCCUUUUUUGGAACCAAAGGCUACGUUGAUUUUGGGCUUGAGUUGAACAGAAGCUUGGAGAAAGACAAGCCAGCAGAAAAUGAGGCGGACGAUUCCUUGUUUCAGGUAGCUGCCAGUUGGCAGCCUAAUUCAAGUUUAUUAGUAAAGGGGAAGGUGGGUUCCUCCAAGUCGUCUGCUGCUUUGGUGUGCAAUUCUUGGUGGAAACCCUUCUUAACAUUUAGCGCCACAGUCGAAAAUGAUCACCAGCAAGGCACUAGAUCAUACGGAGUUGGAUUCCGUGUCGAGGAUAUAUGA
This is a messenger RNA of Triticum turgidum subsp. durum (durum wheat), 1062 nucleotides long. Lineage: Eukaryota; Viridiplantae; Streptophyta; Magnoliopsida; Poales; Poaceae. The record is from the annotation of a GenBank genome assembly.